Molecule: messenger RNA, 923 nt
Organism: Photinus pyralis (common eastern firefly)
Lineage: Eukaryota; Metazoa; Arthropoda; Insecta; Coleoptera; Lampyridae
Product: ADP,ATP carrier protein 2-like
Exons: 4
Coding region: 42-905 (287 amino acids)
Biological process (GO): mitochondrial ADP transmembrane transport; mitochondrial ATP transmembrane transport
Cellular component (GO): mitochondrial inner membrane
Molecular function (GO): ATP:ADP antiporter activity
Source: RefSeq, a predicted model, not a curated record
ACUUCGGGCAAAAAUUUCAAAACUGCCAUGUCCAAAUCUCAAUGUCCAACAGCAAUGAGCUUAGAACCUUCGCGAUUAGCUUCAUGGUCGGAGGUCUGUCGGGCGCCUUAGUGAAAUCGCUCACGUCACCUCUGGACCGCGUAAAGGUGAUUCUGCAAACGCAAGACGUCGCGGCCCAAUUCGGCGAAGGUAAACGAAAACGGUACACUGGCGUCAUCGAUUGCUUUCGAAGAAUUCCAAAGGAACAGGGGUUUACGAGCCUGUGGAGGGGAAACAUUGUGAAUACCGUACGAUACUUCCCCUCGCAGGCCUUGAACUUUUCCUUCAAUACUUGGUACAAGGAGAGAAUUAACGCCGCGUUCGGCGCGGGCCCUUUGGCGCACUUCGCCUCGGGCGCCCUUGCCGGUGUUACCACAGUUACACUUCUCUAUCCCCUCGAGUUUUGCCAAACUCGAAUAUCGGCCGACGUUGGAAAUGAUGCGAAGGAUCGCGCCAAGCGGACCGACUUUGUCGAGAGAGAGUUUCGCGGGGUGUCCGAUUGCAUUUCGAAGGUAACCAAGACGGAAGGAUUUCACGUUCUGUACCGAGGAUAUUUCGUAGCCGUGACGGGGGUGGCACUUUACCGAUCGUUCUACUUUGGCAUGCACGGUUACUGGAAGGAGAUUAACAAGGGCGCCGAGUUAUCGUUGAUGGUACAGCUGAUAGCUGCCCAGGUAAUAACAAUCACAUCGGGUAUGAUCAGCUAUCCCCUCGAUACCAUUGGACGCAUCUUGAUGAUGGAUGUUGGAAAACCGAAGAAUGAGAAGAAGCUGGAUACGGUGAGGGGUGUCGUCAACUUAGUGUAUCGAGAGAGGGGAGUUGCCGGAUUUUAUAAGGUGAACAAGGUAGAUAAUGUAAUCGUUUAAUUAGUUAUUUCAGGGAAC